Sphenostylis stenocarpa is the source of this 1170-nucleotide messenger RNA. The record is from the annotation of a GenBank genome assembly. NCBI's taxonomy places the organism in Eukaryota, Viridiplantae, Streptophyta, Magnoliopsida, Fabales, Fabaceae.
AUGGGAAGAGGAAAAUACAAGAGCAAGCCCACCGGUCGCCGCCAGUUCUCCACCCCAGAAGAUCUCCUUGCUGGAACCUCUAAUCGACCUCGAACUUUUAAGCAGAAAGAAGCUGAGCAUGUAGAAGAGGAAUCCGAGGAAGUAUCUGGGGAAGAAUCUGAAGAAGAAACUUCAAAGAAAAAAGGAACUCAAGGGAUCAUUGAAAUUGAAAAUCCUAACUUAGUAAAGCCAAAGAGUGUGAAAGCUAGAGAUGUUGAUGUUGGAAAAACAACAGAACUUUCAAGGCGUGAAAGGGAGGAGCUAGAGAAACAGAGAGCCCAUGAGCGCUACAUGAGGCUACAAGAGCAAGGGAAAACAGAACAAGCAAGGAAAGAUUUAGAACGUUUAGCUCUUAUACGUCAGCAAAGGGCAGAGGCUGCUAAAAAGAGAGAAGAAGAGAAAGCUGCUAAAGAGCAGAAGAAGGCUGAAGCGCGCAAAUACUACAAUUCAUUAGUUUUGAGAAAAGCACAUUUGACUAAAAAACUAUCUGAUUUGGAUCACCUCAACGAUCAACAACAGCUUAAAUCCAUCAAUUGCUUGUCCGCUGCGGAAGAGGUGAUAGAGCACUUGAAGACAGAAAAGGAAGAGCUUCUCGGACAAGUCAAUGACUUGAGAACAGAGCUUGCUUCGCUAAGGCUGCAAAAGACAGACAUACAGCGGACUGUCAGAGACUUUUGGUGGAGGAAAACCAUAAAAGAAGCAAGGUUUGAUGAUGUUUCUUAUUCAUCUGUUGUGAAUGCAAAUGCAGCUCUUUCUGAAGAAGUUGAGAAAUUGCAGCAGCUUCGCCAUGAAGGAACGUUUCGAGAUUUUAAUAACAAUAGUAGGAUCAUGACUGUAGAUGAUCAUACGGGGGCUAAUGUUCAAUCAGGCACUGAUUUACAGGAUAGUGGUCGUGGUGACUGGCUUAUUCAGGUUCUUUUUGAGUAUGCACUGGGCAUGAAAUUAUCCACUUACAAUCAAACUGGACGAAUAUGCCUCUCUGCACUGCAUCAAUCAAGCGGUUACUCCCUCCGUUUAUCAUGGAUAAGCAAAUCCCCUGAAGAAGAAGCAGAACUGAUGUAUCAUACUUUAUCUCUGGGUACAUUUGAAAGAGUGGCACCAGAAUGGAUGAGGGAGGAUCCCAUGUUUUGA